AUGCCACUAAAUAAGCUCAUGAAGGGCAAGACGAGGUUCUUCGGUGUGCGGGCGAAGCCAUCCGGGCACUUCAGCGUGAAGUUCUCUGAUGUCGGCGACCGCUUCUGGCUUGGCACCUACCCCAUUGCCCAUGAGGUCAUGUGUGCCUACGACGUGGCGGUGCGGCGUGCCAAAAGGCCCGAGACGGACCUCAAAUUCUCAGAGAUCAAGACCCGGAUGGAUGCGGAGAUGUUUGUGCCGUAG
Molecule: messenger RNA, 243 nt
Organism: Triticum turgidum subsp. durum (durum wheat)
Lineage: Eukaryota; Viridiplantae; Streptophyta; Magnoliopsida; Poales; Poaceae
Source: the annotation of a GenBank genome assembly